Molecule: messenger RNA, 2786 nt
Organism: Solanum dulcamara
Lineage: Eukaryota; Viridiplantae; Streptophyta; Magnoliopsida; Solanales; Solanaceae
Product: DNA (cytosine-5)-methyltransferase 1-like
Exons: 21
Coding region: 44-2599 (851 amino acids)
Cellular component (GO): nucleus
Molecular function (GO): chromatin binding; methyltransferase activity
Source: RefSeq, a predicted model, not a curated record
UCACGCUUUUCGUAUUCCCCCCACUCCACCUCCACCCCCAGGAAUGCCGAGCAAACGGAAAGCUUCACCAGCGGAGUCACCGGAAUCUAAACGACAUGCAGUAGUGGAAAAGGUGGAUCGGCCAGAAGGUUUUCCUGUUGAGUGUUGUGACGACGAUGAGUUUGUAGAAGAUGAGGAUAUUGUAUGUGAUAGUUUGAACGAUGAAUCGUCUGAUCAGAAGAAUGUGAGAAGAGUUGUUGUGCAGGCGAAUGAGGAUCAGGAAUGUGUUUUUUCCGGCGAAACUGUUCUGGAUAAUGAAGCUAGGGAGAAAUGGCCUCAUCGAUACAUUAUAAAGGAUAAGGUGAAAGCAAAUGGUGCACCUAUGAGCUUAAAUUGCCAAGAUGAUUCCAACCAAUUAAUCCAGGCCAAGUGCCAUUUUACUCAGGCAUUGGUUGACGAUCAGAUUUAUAAACUCGGGGAUGAUGCGUAUGUAAAGGCUGCAGAUGGUGAAGAUGAUUAUAUAUGCAAGAUUGUUGAAUUUUUUCAAUCUGUUGAUGAUACAAAGUAUUUUACUGCUCAAUGGUUUUACAGAGCCAAGGAUACUGUAAUUAAAGCUCAUGACCAGUUUAUUGACAACAAGCGUGUAUUCUUAUCAGAAAUUAAGGAUGACAACCCUCUUGAUUGCCUUGUAAAGAAAAUCAACGUUGUUCCAGUACCCUCAAAUGUAAGCUUACAGUUCAAGGAAAGUUUGCGAUCAAAAUCUGACUAUUACUAUGACAUGAAGUACCUGGUCCCAUUCUCAUCAUUUAUUAGCUUACCAUCAGAUGUUUCAAAUCCUGAUAGUGAAUCAGAUUCUACCAUAUCAAGUGACAGUGAUGUUGUAGAGGUCAAUGAACACAAGCAGGAAAAUAAGCUCUUGGAUCUCUAUUCCGGUUGUGGUGGAAUGUCCACUGGGCUGUGCCUGGGUGCUGAUGUUUGUGGUGUUAAACUUGUCACUAAAUGGACUGUUGACCUAAAUCGAUAUGCUUGUGAUAGCUUAAAAGUGAACCACCCAGAAACGGAGGUAAGGAAUGAGUCUGCUUCAGAUUUCUUAUUGCUUUUAAAGGAGUGGGAGCAGCUUUGUGCAUCCUGCUCCUUGUUGAAAAGCAAUACCACAGCCCACCCUAUGCUGAAAGUAGGAGAUGUGGAUGAUGACGAGGAAGAUGACGAUGAUGGUGCAAGUGAGGAUGGGGGAUCUGGUGACAACGAAGAAGGUGAAAUUUUUGAGGUGGAAAAGAUUUUAGAAGUUUGUUAUGGAGACCCAAAUGAAAUAAAGAAGCCUGGCCUUUACUUUAAGGUACGUUGGAAGGGUUAUGGACCGGAUGAAGACACUUGGGAGCCGAUAGAAGGCUUAGAUGGUUGCCAGAAAAAAAUAAAGGACUUUGUGACCAAGGGCUUCAAAGCAAGUCUUUUGCCAUUACCUGGGGAAGUAGACGUCAUAUGUGGGGGCCCUCCUUGCCAGGGCAUAAGUGGAUUUAAUCGUUUUAGGAACUCAGCAAAUCCAUUACAAGACCCGAAAAAUAAACAACUUGAAGUAUUCAUGGGCAUUGUGGAGUUCUUGAAACCCAGGUUCGUGUUAAUGGAAAAUGUGGUGGACUUGCUCAGGUUUGCACAUGGUUACCUUGGAAGAUAUGCACUGAGCAGACUUGUUGGAAUGAACUACCAAGCACGGAUGGGAAUGAUGGUUGCUGGGGCAUAUGGACUUCCACAAUUUCGUAUGCGUGUCUUCAUGUGGGGUGCUCUUCCUUCAGAGAAAUUGCCACAAUAUCCAUUGCCCACACAUAACGUUAUUGUGAGGGGUGGCAUUCCCACAGAAUUUGAGUUAAAUGCAGUAGAAUAUGAAGAGGGACAGCAGGUUAAGCUAAAGAGAGAACUUCUUCUUGAGGAUGCACUUUCAGAUCUUCCUCCUGUGGAAAAUAAUGAGCCAAGGGACGAAAUGCCAUAUAAGGAUGAGCCGAAAUUGGACUUCCAGAGUUUCAUAAGAUCAAGGAGGGAUGGUACUUUGGGUACUGUUUUGUAUGAUCAUCGGCCCCUUCAAUUAAAUGAUGAUGACUACCAGCGUGUAUGUCAAAUUCCAAAACGGAAGGGUGCGAACUUCAGGGACUUGCCCGGGGUUCGUGUUCGUGCUGACAAUGUUGUUGAAUGGGAUCCAGAUGUGGAAAGAGUAAAGCUUACUUCGGGAAAGCCUUUGGUCCCUGACUAUGCGAUGACUUUUGUUCGUGGUACUUCACAAAAGCCAUUUGGUCGUUUAUGGUGGGAUGAAAUCGUUUCAACGGUUGUUACAAGAGCAGAGCCCCACAAUCAGGCUGUAUUACAUCCAGUGCAGAACAGAGUGCUCACUAUCCGUGAAAACGCACGGCUGCAAGGUUUCCCUGAUUACUACAAAUUGACUGGACCAAUAAAAGAAAGGUACAUACAAGUUGGAAAUGCAGUGGCAGUACCAGUUGCCCGGGCUUUAGGGUAUUCUUUAGCAUUGGCAUUGAAAGGAUUGUCGGGAGAGCAACCAUUACUGACAUUGCCACCUAAUUUUCCAUGUCUAGAGGAACUGGUCUCCAAUGAAGAGUCUCUAGAUAAACUAUAAUUAUCUGACCAUUAUUCCCAUUUCUAUCAUUCAUUAGUUUACUUUAAGCAGCUGUUGCAAUGCAAGUUCUGCAUUAACAGGUCAAUGUAGAAGUUGGAAGUAGGCAUCGAGUUUUCGUAUCAUUUACUGCUACAUUGGAUUGACAGUUUCAACUGCUUUGGCGUUAAUGAAAAACCAUUGUAUGCUA